AUGAGUUUGGCAAGGCCUUUGGCCUGGGAAAUAGAUGUCGGUUGGCGGACAGCAAGUUCAUUUGGAAUGUGGAAUUUUAAACCGGAGACAAAACAGUCAGUGAUAGCUAAAGUCAAAGAGACAAAUGAAGAUGAAGAUGAAGUUAAAGCGGACAAUGAUCUUAAAGUUGGUGAUUUGUUGCAAUUUGACUUUGAAAUCAUCAUAUUAGCUACUAACAACUUCUCAGAUGCAAAUGAGCUUGGCAAAGGUGGAUUUGGAAGUGUUUAUAAGGGUACACUCGAUGGACAUGAUGUUGCUAUCAAAAGGUUGGCUACCAAUUCUAAGCAAGGAGAAACAGAAUUCAAGAAUGAAGUAUUGCUUACAGGAAAACUUCAACACCGAAAUUUAGUUAAACUACUAGGUUUUUGUUUACAAAGAGGAGAAAGAUUGCUAAUAUACGAGUUUGUCCCCAAUAAAAGUCUCGACUAUAUCAUAUUUGGUAAAUUACUAUACUUUCUCCAGCCUCAUCUUUGA
Messenger RNA from Vicia villosa (hairy vetch), 513 nucleotides. RefSeq names its product cysteine-rich receptor-like protein kinase 4. Gene Ontology annotation, biological process: protein phosphorylation. Lineage: Eukaryota; Viridiplantae; Streptophyta; Magnoliopsida; Fabales; Fabaceae. The coding region runs from base 1 to 513 and encodes 170 amino acids. The transcript is spliced from 3 exons. The record is from RefSeq and is a predicted model, not a curated record. Gene Ontology annotation, molecular function: ATP binding; protein kinase activity.